AUGAUUGGAACCGCAACAGAGCCGACUGUAGAGCAGACAGUCGAGCUAGUCGCCACCUGCAAACAACAGACCAUUGUGAACAUCAAGAUAAGAAACUGGCUGGGUUCAAGACAAGCUUUUAAUGCAACUUACACAAUCUUGCAACUGACUGGAGGGCAUGGAUUGCAAGUUCAGGCUCCCACUUUCUUAGAUGUACCAGGAGGUCAGAUUAGGGAUUACAGGUUUUCCGUCUUUGCUUUGAAGCCCUGUAACUCAGUGAUCCGCUUUCAAUUCACAAAUCCAUCAACAGGGGAUUUUACACUUGCGGAUGCCAGAAUUCAAUUUAAUGAAGGAGGCUCCAUGGGAACAAUCAAUUUCAACGGGAAUACUCGUCAGCUUUACCGUCACAGACUUGAGAUUGAAAAUCCGUCGAGUAAACGCGCAAGCAUUCAGUGCACAUCAACUCACCAAGAAAUUAGCUUCCUACCACAGUCGUUUGCCAUUGCUCCUCAAUCAACAUCCACAGUGGACAUACUGAUGAGGCCGACGGUCCCAGGGAGUGGAGAGGCAAGCGUUUCGUUAACUAGUGAGGAGUUGGGGUUAUUCAAGUACCUUGUAAAGUACGAGAUGAAGAACCCUGGAGUGGAAAAGCGUAUCACAUUUUCGGCACCUCUGGGAAGGGACUCGCAGCAAUAUGUUCGCUUCAUGCAUUUUGGGAAAAAGGCAACUGUGUACCAAAUUAGUCUGGAAUUUCCAGCAGAGUACUCACUUCCUCAAAGGCCAGCAAAUGCACCAGACGUGUUUAUUCUUGAGAGCAAGCUGAUGCAACUCCAAGCAGAUACUGACGGACAGGGGAUUGAAAUCUGCGUCCCCGUCAAGUUUGUUCCUUCUAGACUGCAAGACACCAAGGCCAUCUUGUGCAUUCGUGGCGCAGAAGGCCAAGAAUACAAGGCCCUUUUGGUUGGACGGGCCACGGCACCAGAAGCUCAGGGGCCAAUAAAAGUGCCAAAGGGAAAAGGCCUUCUAAUUGAAUUUAAGAACCCCUUGGACACAGCAACGGAAUUCGCAGCUCAGGUAGACCAGCCAGUUUUUUCGAUAGACAAGAAGUCCUUCCGCCUGGAGCCGCGAAAAUCCACGACUCUCACCGUUGCGAUGAAAACUGAGGCAAAAGCCACGGGUAACGUUGCAAAUACACUUGGGAUUAUGGACUGUCAUGAAUCCCUUAAGGCCUAA
Eimeria necatrix is the source of this 1212-nucleotide messenger RNA. RefSeq lists its product as hypothetical. The coding region runs from base 1 to 1212 and encodes 403 amino acids. Gene Ontology annotation, cellular component: axoneme. Lineage: Eukaryota; Apicomplexa; Conoidasida; Eucoccidiorida; Eimeriidae. Gene Ontology annotation, biological process: axonemal central apparatus assembly; cilium movement. The transcript has 4 exons. The record is from RefSeq and is a predicted model, not a curated record.